Molecule: messenger RNA, 4792 nt
Organism: Strongylocentrotus purpuratus (purple sea urchin)
Lineage: Eukaryota; Metazoa; Echinodermata; Echinoidea; Camarodonta; Strongylocentrotidae
Exons: 2
Coding region: 315-2528 (737 amino acids)
Source: RefSeq, a predicted model, not a curated record
GUGCAGGUUUGGGAUGAGUCUUCUAUUUGGGGGGGGGGGAGGCAUUGGAACUAGUGUGUAUAUUUCACUAUUGUAGUCUUAUUCAUUUUUUUUGGGGGGGAGGGGCAUCUUCUUCGGAGAGUAUAAAACUAGUGUUUAUAUUCAAUUUUUGUAAUCCUACCCCAGAAGCAAAACUUGGUCCUCUACCCGUAUCAUCGCCAUCACUUCCUGAAGAUUCAACAGGAUGUGGAUCUGGAUUGCCUGAACCAAUAUCCAUCGCAAGUGACCAGAUAACACAGUCUGACAGCCAUGCAGAUUCUCCGCUCCAUCCAAACAUGCAGUGUGGUCAGAGAAAUCCUGAAACAUGUGACAAUUUCAUGUGUACUGAUGAAGUUUGGGCAGCGUGUCCAGAGUGCUUGUGUUUCUUAUGCUUCCUUCAUUUUAACUUACGUGAUGAUUGCCUUUGUCAUAAUCUUGCAUUCAAUCUCAGUGAAAUUCCACUUGACAUCAGUUCAAGUGCAUCACAGUACCAAGGGCUCACCAACGAAGAAGAAAGGAACAAUGAAGACGAGGUUAUGCCGUUAAUGGAAUCAAGAAGAGGAAACUUUGAAAACCAAGCCUCAUUGGAUACAAGAGUUGAAGAGAACGGAGAUCAGGUACUGAUGGCGACUCUGGAAUCAAAACAAUCCGAUGCGACCGACUCAUUAGAUAUUCCAGAGCAUCUUGAAGAAGCUAGCCUUCCCCAGGAAUCAGCUGAUAAUAGUCAACUGUCUCCUGAAUCAUUUCAAGUAGAUGGGGAAAGAGCAUUGGAAGUGCCAGAGCAGCCAAAGACGGUGAAGAGUAGAAAUCAAUUAGUCAAAGAACGGAGAAAUGCUGGUUACAGCUAUGAGAGUGAAAAGAGUAAGGAACUAAAAGCGGCGAGGAGAUUUGCUAGCUACGAAACCUCAUGUGAAAAGUGUCAUUUCAGAGGACUUAGUUGCAACACAUUUAGUUGCAACACUCGUGAAGCUAUUAGAUCAGCUUUUUAUGACCUUGCUGAUCUGACAAAGCAGAGAGAAUGGAUUGGACGGCACACCGAACAGAUUCAAGAAAAGAAGUCAAGAAAGAUCAGAAAAUGUGCGUAUUUCCUGCCCAAUGCAGGUGAUCCAUGCAUUAAAGUUCGUGUAUGCAAAGCGAUAUUCGUGGGAACAUUAGGUAUAUCAGAGAGGCAAGUGAAGACCGUGCUUGGAAAGAAGAGACCAUACGGCUGCCUUGAAGGUGAAGGAAGGGGUGGCAGGCAGACGUCUGACAGAGACGCUCUAUUACGUGAAGGGGUGAAGCGGCACAUUAAUCAAUUUCCGCGUCAAGAAUCUCAUUAUUGUCGGGCCAACAGUCGAUGUGAAUACCUUUCAGAAGAUCUCAAUCCUGAGAUCAUGUAUCGCAUGUACAAUUCAUCUACAGAAGGUACAGAGGAAUGUGCUUCUUUAUCUCUUUACAGGAAGGUUCUGAAGAAGAUGAAUAUCAAGUUCCAUCAUCCGAAAAAGGACAUGUGCCCCUUGUGCGAAACCUACAGACGUGGGAAUCCCAAAGAGAGGGAAGAAAUUGCAGGGGCAUACAAAGUUCACAUUGCUGAAAAAGAAAAAGUAAGAGAGUUGAAGAGUCUUGCUAAGGAAAGAGCUUCAGUUGACCACACAUUUGUCUCUGCAGUUUUCGAUCUGGAGCAGGUCAUUUACUUGCCGAAGUCCCCACAAUCUGACAUUUUCUACAAACGUAGACUCAGCAACUACAACUUCACGAUAUAUGAACUUGCAAGCAAGGACGGAUGGUGCUUUCUUUCACACGAGUGCGAAACAAAAAGAGGAUCCUGUGAAAUUGCCUCACACGUCCAUCGGUACCUUAACAGUCUAGAUGAGAGGGGUGUGAAACAAGUAGUGUUCUACUGUGAUGGCUGUGUCGGUCAAAAUAAGAACUCUAUCAUCCCAACAAUGCUGCAACAUUUCAUCGGAAAGGCUAAGUCCGUUGAAUCGGUCACAGUUAAUUACUUCCCUACAAACCACGGACAAAGUGAGGGUGAUGCCAUGCACAGCGUCAUAGAACGAAGCAUUAGACGUGUGAAAGAAGUCAUGGUACCGACUCAAUUGAGCACCAUUUGUGCGAUGGCUCGUCUUCACCCCCAUCCUUAUCAUGUAGUAGAAGUCCAAUCAAGAGAUAUUGAUGAUUGGAAGUCUGUUGGUCAACAGAAAGGUAUUCUGCGAGUCCGAACCUCUGAGGGUGGACAAACCGUAGACUGGAAGAAAUUCAUGGCUAUGAAGGUCGUGAAAGGUGAAGUGGAUUCCGUGUACUUCAAGUAUUCUCACACUGAUGAAGAAUUUGAUGUGAUCAGGACAAACCAGACACGGAGAGGUGUAGAAGAGGUCACUGAAGUAACACCCGAGCCUCUCUACAGGAAUGGCCCACCAAAGCUAUCUUUGGGUAAAUAUCAGGAUCUCAAGGCCCUCUGCAGCGGCACUACACCUGCAGUCUGGCACCCACUCCACCAGGCUUUUUAUGAUAAGCUGCCUCACUACUAAACUAUGCUACCCAAAUGAUAUCAGUUAAUUAAUGCUUUCAUAUUCUUUGUUUCCAUAAAAAGUAAUCACUGACCAGUUCAUAUCUGAAAUGUAGAGUUGAAUCUGCUAGAUUGUGACGAGCUGUGUUUGUCAUUAUGAUACUUUGCGUAUUUUCAUAUGAGCGAUUUCAAUUUUUGUUGAAAAUCAAAUCUUAAAAAAAAAAGAACUUGUUUAUAAAUGAUUCACAAUUGAGACUAAAAAAAUACUUUUGCAUGACAUCGAAACGAAAAUUACUUAUUUCAUUGGUAUGAGAUGUAUCUAGCACAAGAGAUAAUAUAUCAAUGACAUAUUAAUUAAAUGAUUUGUAUUGAAUGAUGCAUUCUUUGGGAUAUUACAUUCAUAGUUACGAAAUUAAGCUGGCUCAUUUUAUUUAUUUAUUUUUUUCAUCUGUAAAUAUUGAAGUUUUAAUAUAAGGAAUAGACUAUAGAGAUGAAAUUAUCAAAUGAAUUGACGAGAAAUAAUCAAUUCUUUUGAAUAUUGUGUCAAUAUGAUAUUUAUUGUACUCAAGACAAGUGAUAUUUUACCAUUUCCAUCUGUAAAUAAUGCAGUUUAAAAACAAAAUGUAAUACACUGAAAUAAUUAAAUGAAUUGACGAGAAAUAAUCAAUUCUUUUGAAUAUUGUGUCAAUAUGAUACUUAUUGUACUCAAGACAAGUGAUAUUUUAACAUUUCCAUCUGUAAAUAAUGCAGUUGAAUCUGCUAGAUUGUGACAAGCUGUGUUUGUCAUUAUGAUACUUUGCGUAUUUUCAUAUGAGUGAUUUGAAUUUUUGUUGAAAAUCAAAUCUAAAAAAAAAAAAGAACUUGUUUAUAAAUGAUUCACAAUUGAGACUAAAAAAUACUUUUGCAUGACAUCGAAACGAAAAUUACUUAUUUCAUUGGUAUGAGAUGUAUCUAGCACAAGAGAUAAUAUAUCAAUGACAUAUUAAUUAAAUGAUUUGUAUUGAAUGAUGCAUUCUUUGGGAUAUUACAUUCAUAGUUACGAAAUUAAGCUGGCUCAUUUUUUUUUUUUUUUUUUUCAUCUGUAAAUAUUGAAGUUUUAAUAUAAGGAAUAGACUAUAGAGAUGAAAUUAUCAAAUGAAUUGACGAGAAAUAAUCAAUUCUUUUGAAUAUUGUGUCAAUAUGAUAUUUAUUGUACUCAAGACAAGUGAUAUUUUACCAUUUCCAUCUGUAAAUAAUGCAGUUUAAAAACAAAAUGUAAUACACUGAAAUAAUUAAAUGAAUUGACGAGAAAUAAUCAAUUCUUUUGAAUAUUGUGUCAAUAUGAUACUUAUUGUACUCAAGACAAGUGAUAUUUUAACAUUUCCAUCUGUAAAUAAUGCAGUUUAAAAACAAAAUGUAAUACACUGAAAUAAUUAAAUGAAUUUAUGAGAAAUAAUACAUUCUUUUCAAUAUUAUAUUUCUAUGAGAUGUAUCUGGCUCUUUCAGAACAUUGGUAUUUCUUAUCUGUAAAUGAUACAGCUUUAAAGAGAAAAAAAUUAUAUGAAGAUGAAAUUAUUUGAUAACAUGUGUUGAAGAUAAAUGAUGUUUUCUUUGGAAUAAUACAUUCCUAUGAGAUGUAUCUGGCUCAUUCCUUUUUUUAUCUGUAAAUAAUGCAGUUUAAAUAGAACUCUGAAUUUACUACGGAUAUGAAAUAAUUACAAUAAUUAAAAAUAAAUAAUGCAUUUGUUAAAUGAUGUGUUGAAAUUUAAUAUUUAUAUCCGUCAAUAAUGCAGUUUAGAAAUAACAUAAUGAAGUAAACUUGGAAAUGGAAAAUACGAGAUGUAUCAAGGACUAGAAUUUAAUGUUUCUAUCUGUAAAUAGUGUAGUUUAAAAAAAAAUAACAAUGAAGUAUACAUUGGAAAUAGAAUAACUACAUGAAUGGAAGGAAAGUGAUACAUAAUUUUAAAUAUUUCAUUAUUGUGAUGAAUCUGACUAAAGAGAUCUUGGUGAAAUUUUGAUAUUUCCAUCUGCAAACAAUGAAGUUUAACAAGAUUCUAUGGAAAUCAAAAUGAAUAGAAUGUGGAAAAGUUAUAUAUCCUUUUGAAUAUUCCUAAGACAUGUGCAUAAUUGAAUAUAUUUCAUGCAGAGUUGUGAGGAAUAGGAUUAUUAAAAUCCUCUAAUUUGAUGUCCAAUAUAUCACUUUUUCAUUAAUAGAGACAAAGGUUUUACUUUAUACAACUGAUAUAAAGAGUCAAAUCACGAGGACUUCUUGAUGACUGGAUAUGAAGAAACAAAAAAAAACAAAAA